GCUCUGCCCGUCGGUUUUCCCCCUCUCUCCCACCUUUUUUUUUUUUUUUUGCCGGUCGGCAUGUUCGCCCCCUCCCCCCACUCCACGAGGCGUUGCCAUGGCGGCGGCCGCGGGCACUUGGGCCUUCUCACUGCCCGCCCUGCGCAAGAUGCGGGAGUUGCUGUUGCGAGGCGCGGACGCCACGGACUGCGUGCAGGAAGCCAUGGCAGCUAUUGAAAAUGAUGAGGAGACAGGGAGUUAUGUAGUAGGACGAGGAGGCUACCCAAACAAAGAUGGAUUAAUCCAGUGUGAUGCUGCUGUAAUGGAAGGGCAUUCUUGUCAUUUUGGAGCAGUAGCGGCUCUGUCUGGAGUUGGAACACCACUAGCUGUAGCUCGUAAAGUCAUGGAGAGAAAUACCCACAGCUUCCUGGUUGGAGAUGGUGCUGCGGCCUUUGCAAGAGAGCAGGGCUUCAUGGUAGAGGACAAUGAAAGUAUGAUGACUGAACGGAGUGCAGAAGUUUAUAAGGAAUAUUUAGAGAAGAAAAAAAGUCCCAAAGGACACGAUACCUUAGCUACAGGAGAUGGAGACCAGAUCAUGUGUUUCUGUCCAUGCUUUCAUGUAGUUCUGCUAAUGAAACAGGGUUUGUCUCCAAUGGAUGCAUGUCAGACUGUGCUUGAGGAUAUACUCCAGAGAGUAGGAAAGGAAAAUAUGUUUGAACUUGGCAUAAUUGCAGUGAAUAUGAAGGGUGAAGCUGGAGCUGCUUCAUCAAUGCCAUUUCCAUACUGUGUCUGGUGUCAAGGACAGGAUUCUAUAGAGGAAUUAAUGCAACAACCCUGCAAGCUGUGAAAAAAAUACACUACAAGAAAAUUUGUCUAUGUCAUAUAGGGCAGAUUGUGAACCCCUUCUUUGUCUUUGCUAUGGUAAGCAGUACAAGUACAAGAUCCCACCAAGACCUACAGGGAUCUGCUCAGUACUCCUGAAAACCUGACUGAUAAACCAUGGAUAUUAGAUUUGGAGCUUAACUUUGUGCAUCUUUAAAAAAAAAAAAAAUCUUAGCUGAGAUAUUUUAGUCCUACAUCAUGCCACAAGUAAGCAGUGUCUGCCUUGCAUCUUAUUACUUAUUGGGCUACUAAUUUCUUUUCAGUUUUCUGACUGACUGUUAACUUGGAGCCCAAGUCUAUCAUUUUUUCUUGUGCUGAGUAGUAUUUUACUCAGUGGGUGCAUCUACAUGUGCAAUUAGCACAUAGCAAUAAACUCUAGCACAGUUUGCACCACAGUUUAUUGCUCCUGGGCACAGCAUUUUACAUGUGCAUCUGGGACACAGCAGCCCCUGGAUGGCAGAGGACCUGGGGGGGGUCAGUCUGCCAGCUCGGGAUUGCUCUGCCAUAGCUCAACAUGCUGCAGAGAGGCUGACCAGGGCACAAGGGGCAUUUGUAUACAUACUUGUGCUGCAGUGCCAGGCACUUUUAAAAGCAGCAAAAUGUGUGUCAGGCUGAGAAAAUGGUGGCAGUGUGCACUGCUGCCACUUUCUGCAUGCUGACAUGCAUUUUGCUGCUUAUAAACACUUGAUGCAGCGCAGUGUGCAUCAACUCACAUGCAGGGUAGAGUUGAUUAAUCAAGUGUGCUCCAACAUGCCGGAUCUCCGGCACAUCCCAGCACAAAAAUGUAUGUGUAUUAAUGCCCGAGGGUGCUACAGUGCAAGGUUAGCCAGCAGGCAGUCACCACAUUGUAGUACUUUCAUGGCCCCAGCCAGUUUUGAUCACCGUUUCCAUGUGUGUUUUUGGCACAUGUAACUACUACACUGCAGGAUAGUACUCAUCUUAGAUGAUACUUUCCUACAGUGGAGUUAAUUGAUUUACUGCCCCCCAGUACGGGCACACAUGCAGAAAGUAAUGCUUUACUGUGGAGCUAGGCAGCUGCAUAGUAAAAGCGCACAUGUAGAUACACCCAACUAAUAAUCCCAGUAAAUACAGAGGGCAGAAUUGGGUUUUAAUUAUUCUUGCUGCUGCCUUUUGAUGGAAAAUGGAGUUGAGUGUUGCUUGUUUUAGCCCUUUUCUGUGUAUAUAAGAAUAUGGCCAUACCAAAACACAGCUUAAUGCACACUUAAAAAAAAAGGGGGGGGGGGGGAAAUUGCGUGUUCACAUGAAAUAAAAAAGAAGCAAAAUGGAAUAAAAACCCAUAAACAACUCAAUUUACAGUUUAAUUCCUUAUUCUGCACCAGUGUCAAACCCUACUAAAGGAUUUAUAUUUAUAUUCACUUUCACAAAUAUAGUGGAUAUUAUAAAACACAAUCAAAUGAGAUUUUAAAGUGACUAAUUGACUAAAAUUGAAUUAAUGGUUUACUUGUUGCAUUCCUGCAAGUAUUGCAAACCAAAGGCUAGAUUCAUUUUAUAACUGAACUAUGCUGUAUGGACUAAAGAAAUUUACUGGAAUUCUUCCUUUGUACUGAAAUGUAUAUAUUGGAACUUUGACACAAAAAGUUGUUGAUUUAAUGUUUUUUGGAUCUUCUGAGGAUAGGUAACCUUUUAUUAAUCCUGAUUUUCAGAAUCUGUUAAGCAUGUGUCAUAAAUACAUAAAAUAAUUUUGUACUCAUAUUUUAUAGCUUUUUCAAAAAUAUUUCUCUUAAGUCUUCAAAGAUUUAUAAUAUGUAACUCUUUCUCUGAACUAAUAGAACAAGCAUUUUUAAAUACAGUUAUUAACUACAGUUCUAUAAGCUAUAGCUGAUUAAUAUCAACAGUGCACUGGUAAAAUAAAGAUGAUAACGUUACACUUUUCAACAGA
This is a messenger RNA of Alligator mississippiensis (American alligator), 2761 nucleotides long. RefSeq names its product N(4)-(Beta-N-acetylglucosaminyl)-L-asparaginase. Gene Ontology annotation, biological process: protein deglycosylation. Gene Ontology annotation, molecular function: N4-(beta-N-acetylglucosaminyl)-L-asparaginase activity. The coding region runs from base 98 to 826 and encodes 242 amino acids. The record is from RefSeq and is a predicted model, not a curated record. The transcript has 7 exons. Lineage: Eukaryota; Metazoa; Chordata; Crocodylia; Alligatoridae.